AUGACUUUAAAAUUUGAAAGUGCCGAAACCUUACUCAUAUCUGAGGUACACAUGUUGUUGGAUCAUCGUAAACGGCUAAAUGAAUCGGCCGACGAAGAGCAAGAAUUUUCGGAAGUUUUCAUGAAAACUUAUGCCUAUACGGAUAGUUUUCGAAAAUUCAAAAACAAAGAAACCAUAGCAGCCGUACGCAGUUUAUUAAUGCAGAAAAAAUUACAUAAAUUUGAAUUGGCCGCUUUGGGUAAUCUGUGUCCAGAAGCUCCUGAGGAAGCUAAAGCAUUAAUACCUUCUUUGGAGGGCCGCUUCGAAGAUGAGGAAUUGCGUCAGAUACUCGAUGACAUUUGUACUAAACGUAGUUUACAAUAUUAAUAGUUUUAUGUUUAAGGUUAAAAAAGAAAAUUUUUACAAAAAUUCUUU
Molecule: messenger RNA, 414 nt
Organism: Glossina fuscipes
Lineage: Eukaryota; Metazoa; Arthropoda; Insecta; Diptera; Glossinidae
Product: DNA-directed RNA polymerase II subunit Rpb4-like
Exons: 3
Coding region: 1-366 (121 amino acids)
Biological process (GO): mRNA export from nucleus in response to heat stress; transcription initiation at RNA polymerase II promoter; nuclear-transcribed mRNA catabolic process, deadenylation-dependent decay
Cellular component (GO): RNA polymerase II, core complex; P-body
Molecular function (GO): translation initiation factor binding; nucleotide binding
Source: RefSeq, a predicted model, not a curated record